UUAAGUAUCGAUAUUUUCCCGUUGGUAUCGAUCAAUACCGAUACCAACGUUGGUAUCGAUAUUAUCGAUAUAAGUAUCGAUCUGCCCACCUCUAUUGCUUACGCGCGCGUGCGCUCGGCACGCGGCAGUUGGUCGAGCGUGUUAUUUAUUAGAACCUCGCGCGCUUGUGGCUCUCCCUUCAGCCUCCGCUAUCUGGUCGAAGACCGCGAUAGUGUUCGGAUGAAUCAAACCUGAGGUGAAACUGUGUUAGUUUUUCGUCGCGUUUUGAUUUUUCUCAACUUAAAUAGUAAUUGAUUGAUAAAUACAUGUAGUGAGACGGAAUGACAUCUGGAUUUUAAUCGUUGGAAAACUCGCAUAGAUCAACUGAAGAUGGCUACCAUCGUGGAAAACCUGACAGAUGGAGGCUCGAAGAAGGACAGAAUUCGACUGGCCAAAGAAAGAAGAGAGGAGAAAAAUAAGAGCCAAGCUGUGCGGGAGCAAGCUCUCUUGGAGAAGGAGCAGCGUGCACAGCAGCAGUAUGAACGCUCGCUGAUGGAGCGAGGGAGGCGUCUGGAGGAGCAGCGACAAAAGGAGAUGCUCCGUCGUUCUGCCGUGGAGGAGAAAAGGAAGCAAUGCAUGGAGGAGGAAAAGGAGCGACUGGAGGCCCUGAUGCGACGUUCUAUCGAGCGGAACCUGCAGACGGACCAGAGGCCCAAACGCUGGACCUGGGGCGGACCUCCAGGAUUCUGCGAGGGUGAUCCUAAGAUUGCCCCGCCUCUCCUGCCUUCAGCCUCCUUAACCAAUGACCCGCUGCUCACCCUCCUGCCAGCAAAUCUAGGAACGGCAGCUGAGAUCCGUGCUGCUACUACUGGAUCAUCUGGCUGA
Messenger RNA from Carassius auratus (goldfish), 864 nucleotides. Its product is annotated as MAP7 domain-containing protein 2-like. Gene Ontology annotation, biological process: microtubule cytoskeleton organization. The record is from RefSeq and is a predicted model, not a curated record. The transcript is spliced from 6 exons. NCBI's taxonomy places the organism in Eukaryota, Metazoa, Chordata, Actinopteri, Cypriniformes, Cyprinidae. Gene Ontology annotation, cellular component: microtubule cytoskeleton. Bases 370 to 864 code for a protein of 164 amino acids.